AAUGCAAUGUUGAUGCAGAGACUGAAUAGACACAAAUCCAGGAGAAGAAACGGGGUCAUUGGCGGAAAAAGGAGGCCACUGUUAGUCACAUCGUCGACUCUCGCCCCCCGGUGACUCCCAUGUCUCUCGUCGGGGUGGGUGUAACCCAAAAUAUCCGUCAUCCUACAAUGGGCUGUGGGAGAUCGGCUCGACUCGGAGAAUCCUCUUGCAGCUGUUCAGGGAGCCGAAGAUAGGACCAAGACAUCGGACCGAGUCAAUGACGGUGGCCUGCCCGCUUUUGUCCUGCGCUUCUCGGCCCCGGUGUCUGGCAGUCUGCCGCGCACAGUGCGUAAAUGCGGUCGGAGUAGAGAAGACAAGCCCCGGAGGAGCACUUUAAAUGUUGAAAUUCAGUCUCAUCGUGGCAGUGAAUCGAUUUCUUCAUAGUUCCGCUGAGCGGAUGGAGUGAAUUGUGCAAAAGAGGGGAGAGACAGACCGCAGUUCGGUUGCGUGUGAUGAUAGGAGACACAAUGACGCUCUUGUCUCUUCUGGGUCGGAUCAUGCGUUAUUUUCUCCUCAGGCCGGAGACGUUGUUUCUGUUGUGCAUCAGUCUGGCGCUGUGGAGUUAUUUCUUCCACACCGACGAGGUGAAAACCAUCGUCAAGUCCAGCCGGGACGCCGUGAAGAUGGUGAAGGGGAAAGUAGCAGAGAUGAUGCAGAAUGACCGGCUGGGAGGCCUCAGUGUCCUGGACGCAGAGUUCUCCAAAACCUGGGAGUUCAAGAACAACAAUGUAGCCGUGUACUCCAUACAGGGGAGGAGAGAUCACAUGGAGGACCGCUUUGAGGUGCUCACCGACCUCACCAACAAGAGCCACCCGUCCAUAUUCGGGAUAUUUGACGGUCACGGUGGAGAGGCUGCAGCUGACUAUGUGAAGGCCCACCUGCCAGACUCCCUGAAGCAGCAGCUGCAGGCCUUUGAGAGAGAGAAGAGAGAGAGCGCUCUCUCUUACAGCAGCAUUCUCGAGCAGCGCAUCCUGACCGUGGAUCGUGAGAUGCUGGAUAAGUUGUCUGCCAACCACGAUGAAGCAGGAACGACAUGUUUAAUAGCGCUGCUGUCAGACAGAGAACUCACAGUGGCGAACGUCGGAGACUCUCGUGGCGUGCUGUGUGACAAAGAUGGGAAUGCUGUUGCACUAUCACAUGACCACAAGCCGUAUCAGCUCAAAGAGCGCAAGAGGAUCAAGAGGGCAGGUGGUUUCAUCAGUUUUAAUGGAUCCUGGAGAGUCCAGGGAAUCCUGGCAAUGUCCCGCUCUCUGGGGGACUACCCGCUGAAAAACCUCAACGUAGUCAUCCCCGACCCCGACAUCAUGACGUUUGACAUGGACAAGCUGCAGCCAGAGUUCAUGAUCCUGGCAUCAGAUGGCCUGUGGGACGCUUUCAGCAACGAGGAGGCCGUUCGGUUCGUCCGCGAGCGUCUGGACGAGCCUCACUUUGGCGCCAAGAGCAUCGUCCUCCAGUCUUUCUAUCGCGGCUGUCCCGACAACAUCACCGUCAUGGUGGUGAAGUUCAAAAGUGGAGCCGGGGGGAGCAGCAAGGCGGGGGAGUAGGUCAGGGUAAAGUUUAGAGCUGAACUGUGAUCAAUGUUGAAAUGAUUUUCCACAUCUUGUGGACGGAGCAGGGAGUGUGAUCACAGUGUAGGAAGUUUAAGUUUGGACACUGAGAACUGUACAAGUACACACACACACACACACACACACACACAAACAAGUUUUGUUUGUAGGUUUCUGAUUGAGAUAAGGGCAUUUAAACACAACACAGAUUUCAUAACCAUCAGCCAACUUCAUGAUGAACACAUAAAACUACUAAACACACACAGACACCAGACAGGGGAUUUUUUUCUUAACCAGCACACAUCAGACUGUGAUUGAUUUAACUACUGUUUACUGUACACGCACACGAAUGGUACAGCUCCACUGGAGGCUUCUUCAGAGGAGGCUUCAACUAGUGCCUAUCCAAGAUUAACUGUGCAAACACAGGAAGCUACUGAAAAUGGAUGUGCAAAAACAAAAACACCACCCUGCUUGCUGCAUUUUGAUGAUGCUCUCCAGUAAUGUUCUCGUCUGUUAAAUGUUUGACCCGGAAAAUGUCGUCAAAUAUAAAAAGACUCCAGUGGAUCCAUACCUUGAACUGAUGCCGCACCCAAAAUCUACCCUUUGAGUAUCAAACACUCACCACCUGUAGAGUUGAGAGGUAGAUGUUCAUCAUUUGUAGUUUGUCACAGUAGAAAAAAGUAGCAUAAAUAUUGUUGAACAGCAGGAGCUCUGAUUGGCAGGUUGCAGUGUGUUGGCAGGACUCUGACCAAUCACAGCUCUUACUACUGUUGUGUGGGUUUAGUUUCAUAUCAUUUUUAAAUAAAAGAGAGCUGUCUUUAAAGGAAUACUUCACCCCUAAAUGAUCACUUUAAUCAGGAGAGACAGAAGGUCUUUGGCGCUUAGACACCAGAGGGAGAUUAUUUGUGAUCGUGGGACAUCUGAGCAGCAGCAAGAUGAAUCCACCCCUAGAGUCUAGACACUGGUGGAGGUGGUGGUGGCUGAUGACUUUGGUUGAUGACUGCUGAGGCGAAUAGAGGCUGCAUCCGAGAAGACUAGGCGGUGAUGGGGAGGUGGAGGGUAUGCACAGCAGCAGCAUUAAAGGACUGCGAGCAGAAAAAGAACCAUAUAUAAAAUGAGGAGCAGUGAAAUGAUAGGCUGAUGGAGAAGGUGUGUAGAACAGCUGAUGAUUCGAUUGACAGCCCUGAACACUGACAGCCAGAGAUAGAGCGUGAGCAUGCAUGCAAGGAGUGAGUAGCAGGGAGAGUUACAGCCUAAGCACGAAGAAGUAUCGUCUUCCUGACUGAACUUUCACUAGAGCUUCAUUUGUAUAUCAGUUACACACCCUGUGUUACCUUGAAUUCAUAAAGCAAACUUUGUCUUCCUUGCAUGUCUGCAUGAUAGGCGAAGAAUCCAAAAACGGAGAAAAUUCUUGAUUGCUUGGAGUAAAAAGGGGGCUGCAUUUAACAACAGCAAAACUAUAUCAAAACAUCAGUUUACAAACUCUGACAAAACUCCAGUCUUAUGCUCAGCACUUCCUAAACACAUGAAUUCUCAUUAAAACCUUAUGAUUUAAAAUGCUUUGGCGUAAACAGUCUUCUGCCCGGAUUAUUAAUGCACUUGGGUAUUUGAAAUCCUGUCCCACAGUUCAUUCACUGACCAGGAGUUCUGCCUUCACUCACCUGUGCCCGGUGCUUUACAGCCAGUGGACUAGCUGGGAGGCCGUAUUUCAAGCAGAGUUUAAACACAGACAGUUGCCCAGGUGCACUAUUCAUACAUACAUGAGACUGUUUACGCAGAGGUGUUUUAAAUCGUAAGGUUUUAGCAAAAAUGCAUGUGUUCAGGAAGUACUAAGAAUACGACUGGACAGAUAAAACUUGGAUUAUACGGCACAAAUUGUGUGAAAGUUUGCAAACAGAUAUUUGGAUUCAGUUUUGCUGUAAUUAAAUGCGGCCCGCUUUAACUUGAAUUGAUCAAGGAUUUUCUCCUUUUUUGGAUUCCUCGUUCAUUGUGGAGGCAUGCCAGAAAGCAAAGUUUGCUUCAUGAAUUCAAGUUGCACAUUAAUUAAUAUACAAAUGAUCAUUUUGGGGGUGAAGUAUUCCAUUAAAUUAAAGAGACCGCAAAAUGUAAACUAAAUACUGUGGGAUGGAAUAUGAAAGGUAGACACAUAAGUAAUUGGAUUGGAUUUUUUUGAAAGUAAUGUGAUUCCAUUUUAAAAUGUAUGUACUGAUCAUGUAAAGAUUACAUUAGGAAAAAGAAUUAGUAAUGUAGAUAUUAAUGUAGAUUUAACUAAACGACUUAUAAUAACAUUUUAAGGUUAGUGAUACUCAGACGAUAGGUUUUGGGUGCAGCAUUACAUUAACAUACAACAUACACACAUGUACACACAUACACACAAACAGUUAUGUAAAAAAAAAAAAUGCACUUUGAGAUGUUUAUUUUUUGGAAUGGUAAAUUCUGAAAUAUCAGCCAAUGUAAACACUGUAUAUCCACAGUAGUACAAGAGGGGUCAAUAUACAGUAUGUAGAGCCUGAUUUAGUUCCUGACCUUCACCUCUUGGUACUGCAAUUUCGUGGAGCUAAUGUAAACUGUUAUGUCAAAGUUGUUUUACACCAUCUGUAUUGGGGCAUGUGCUUUGUCUUACCCAUGCUCGUGAACAAAGUACAUACAGUAUGUAUCCAUGGACGCUGGUGGCUGCCUUCGACCUGGGAAGCGCACGAAACAAGAGGUGCAACAGACUCUGCUGCCGUGAGAACCCGGCUAAAAGAUGACACAUGGUGAACUGUACAGAAGGAAUGCUAGUAGCUAGUAAUAUGAUAUGCUCCUGAAGCAAUACAACCGAUGACUUCAACAGCAGCAACCUGUCAAGGAAGGUUACAGUAAACCAUACUUGAUUUACGACUGUGUUAUGUUGAACUACUUUUUACCACUGUGUCACAACCUAAUUUAACAGUUUACCUAAUGCCUUAUUUUGGUGUUAAAUGUUCAUCACAGUGACGGCCUUUGGAAAGAAACUUCUCAUGUCUGGUUAAGCAGCGUCAUGCCUGAGCUCAUCAGAGGCAGGUUAGAGUCAUGCUGUCAUGACAUGAGGGAAGAAGAAUAUCGCAACCAGGAUAAAGCGUAUACAUGCAACAGUAUCCUGGUAUACAGGUGUCUCAUUAGGAGAAACAGGGUAUGGUGUUUACAUGCUCAAACACAUGAACAGGAUACUUCAAAAACCCAAUCAUAAACGGGUUACUCACGUCCAUGUAAAGGCACGCUUAAAGAAAUGUGGCCCAGCCGACCCUUUUACAUGAGUUGCAACGCAAAAAACCUAGGCCAAAAAAGUAGUUUACAUUAGUGUAUUUGAAAUUAAGGGCGAAUGAAUCAAAGCUUCGUUGAGAAAUAUUCACCAUUAAUCAAAGCCUCAAGGAGAGAAUGAGAAGAAACAUCAGUUUUCAGUCGUUGCACCUAAAAUAACGUGACAAUUAGCCACUUUGUUAGCAUGCAGAGAAAAGAAUAUUUAUUCACAUGCGCACAUAGGUAUGAGAAAUAUGAAAAGUCUUUGUUGAUUAGACCCCAUCGUGAUGUCAUCUAUUCAAGGAGGGUGGUAAAGACGUAGUAGAUUAGGGAACCCCCCCCCCUGGAUUCUAGCCGUUGGUGGUGGUAAUGGUGGUGAUGAGAUGAGAUGAGAUGAAGAGCUGAGGAUCUGGAUGUGAAGAGGAAUGGGCUUUUGAUGAGCUCGUCUCGGGCUCUGGAAGAGGUGACGACGUGAAUCGGGUGGAGGAGGGCAUGUCGAGUCCACCUAAAACGACAGCUGACAGGAGCAGAGAGGAGAUGAGAUUUAAAGUUUGGCAGCAGCAACAUAAAUGGCUGAAGGAGAUCAUGUCAAAGUCUGACUGGGAGAGGGAACACCUGCAGUCAGCUGAUUGGUGGAAGUGGUGGGAGUGGGAUAGAAAGAGAAUUCAGGCUUCCUGACUGAACUUGGGCUGAGCUUCAUCAGUUUGAAAAAAAGAAUACUUGGUAGGACUGCAAAUAUGUUACAUACAGUUUUCAGGUGAUUUACCAAACUGGUUGUAGACUUGUGUAUGCAAGUUUCCUUUGGCAUAUCAUGCUCUCAACUUUUUGGGGGUCAUCUUUGUAGAUUCUGAAACUACUCCAGACGCUUUAUUGACAUCUUGCUAGCAUAUCUGUGGGCCUGUCACAGGUGUUUGAAAUGUCGGAGUCACAAAACUAGGCCUCUCAAGUUUAAAUUUUCUUUCUCUGAGAAUUACUAGUAGCAUAAUGAAAUAUGUUGGAUUACUGUCUCUUAAUUUAUGGGCUAUUUGGGCUAUUUGAGGUAAUGCUGUAGAGAAACGGAGCAUUCGAAUGCUAAUUUGGACAUCAGUUACCAUGGCAACAAUCAGAGCUUUGAAGCAAUCAAAUCAGCCACAUUAGAAAUAUAAUUUAAGCAUCCUAAAGUUAUUACAAGUAUACUUGUACUUUCUGUGCUGAAUUUAAAAUAUACGUUUAAAAGGUGCACUUCAAAAUCACCUGAAGUGGUAUUUCAGUGUACUUUACUGUAAAUGUAUUGUAAAUUGUAUGUCAGUGCGCUCUUAAAAGGUAUACCAAACUGCAAAUAGUGUCAGUGGUAAUUUAGUGUACUUUUGGAAAGUGCACUUAUUUUUCCUUUGUGAUACACUAUUAGUGUACUUUAUUAAAGUGUACUUUAAUUUCACCUUAUAAGGAGUACAUUUAAAUAUACUUACAAACAGUUCACGUUAAAGUUAAUUUUAAAGUGUAUUUCAGUGUUCUUUGAAAAAGUAUAUUAAAUUGCAGAUACUUACAGUGGUAAUUUAGUUUACUUUUGAAAUUAAUUUUGCUAAUAGUGUAUUGUAUAUACAUACAUGAAAAGUACUUUAUUCUAAGUUUUAAGUUGUAGUUUACUUCACUUCAAAUAUGUACACAGUAAAUCUCAAACACACAGCAGUGUUUUAGUAUGUAUAAGUGCACUUUAGUUACAUGCUAGGAUAUCAUGUUAGUACACCAAUAGAAUCAGCGUUUCAGUCCUUUGAAACCUGAGCAAAUUGGCUUGAUUGCUUUUAAAAACAUGGAAAGAAGGCAAUGAGCAAUGAAAGAAGAAAUGAUCCAAAA
Messenger RNA from Epinephelus moara (kelp grouper), 6677 nucleotides. It is a transcript of the gene ppm1la, whose product is annotated as protein phosphatase, Mg2+/Mn2+ dependent, 1La. The coding region runs from base 492 to 1583 and encodes 363 amino acids. Gene Ontology annotation, biological process: protein dephosphorylation. The record is from RefSeq and is a predicted model, not a curated record. The transcript has 4 exons. Gene Ontology annotation, molecular function: protein serine/threonine phosphatase activity; cation binding. Lineage: Eukaryota; Metazoa; Chordata; Actinopteri; Perciformes; Serranidae.